Rhizoctonia solani is the source of this 4359-nucleotide messenger RNA. Its product is annotated as PTCB-BRCT domain protein. The transcript has 23 exons. The record is from RefSeq and is a predicted model, not a curated record. The coding region runs from base 1 to 4359 and encodes 1452 amino acids. Lineage: Eukaryota; Fungi; Basidiomycota; Agaricomycetes; Cantharellales; Ceratobasidiaceae.
AUGCGGAGAGGCCAUGGCUCGACCAAAGUUCCCAAUGUCAAAAUACGACCGGUCACGAAAAAGACAACACAAACAGACGACUAUGACGACGAACCUUCGUAUGAGCCCAUGCGCGAAUCCCUGAGAAGCGAUCCCAGCGCCAGGCCUUUUGCCGGAAUGAACAUAUGCUGCUCAGGUGUCAAAGAUAAACUAAUAUUGUUCGCGAAAGCUCGCGAGCUGGGCGCCACAUGUUCGAGCGACUUGACGGAUUUGACGACCCAUUUGGUAGCUGAUGCGCCAGGAAGUGCCAAACACAAGUGUGCGGUUGAACUUGGAAUCCCUGUUUGCACUUCGGAAUGGAUUAUUGAGGUUCAUAGACGGUGGUUGGCUGGAGAUGACAUCGAUACCGAGGAGAGCAUAACUAAGCAUUUGCUCCCACCUCUCAAGGGCGUUAUUGUGUGCGUCACUAGACUUGAUGAUGAAAAUGCUAGACAGCGUCUUGGUAAAUCAUCCAGGCGACUAGGCGCAGAACACCGCUCUCACAUGAGCAAGGAUGUGACACAUUUAUUGGUUGGCUCAGACCCUGGGGACGAUGUUGACAACAAAAAGCUGGAAUGGGUCAAGCGUAUCAAUGCCAAACGACGAGAAGAAGACGCUGAAGAGCCUCAGAUUGCUAUUGUCUGGGAUGUCUGGCUCCUCAAAUGCGCGGCAUCUCAUUCUCGUGUCUCCGAGAAAGAAUAUGCAUACUCGGAAACAGGCACGCGACCUGAAGCACCGGCCGAUAUCGAACAGAUUCUAAGGCGUGGUUCAUCGAAAAAACCCACAAAAAUUUAUGUUACUGCGUCAAACGUUGGCGCAGCAUCGACGAACAAUAACUCCAAGGAGAUUUUGGAAAAGGCCAGAGUUAGAAGAGUUGCUCCAAAGGAUACCGUUUGGGGAUCAAUCCUUUCGUCACGCAGCCAAGUCGAAGACACCACUGCUGCACCCGAAGGGCUCUCAUCGCCAAAACCCCAGCUCUUGGAAGAUGAUUCGGCCACCGAGGACGAGGACGAAGACGAUAAAACCAGUCGCAUGCCUCCGAAGCCUGUAGAACCACUGCGGAUCCCUCUUAAUCCUAGACUCCAAUCUGGAGUUGGAGGCUCGUCGAUGGUAUCUCGGCUCAACAGUCUGCGUGGGUCGGCCUUUCAGCUUGGACCGGCGCUAUCGGAGCAUACUGCACCCGCAUCUGGACGCACUACCUCGGUUUCUAAUCUUGGACAAAAACUAGGUGGUGCUCGCACUGGGGAGCCUCAAUCACCCCCUCCCUCAACUGCCAAAGUGUUCAGCGGGAAGUGUAUUGCUCCUAUUGGAGAAGCAUGUGGGCAAAUGCUUUAUGAUGCGUUACGUGCACAUGGAGCAACCGUGAUUGAAACCUCAGAUCCCAAGGGUAAACGGAAGGCUGGAGAUUCCGAACCAAAUCUACCUCCGGAAGCCGAUUUCUAUAUUGUGCGACUUGCAAGCGAAUCUGCCAAACAAGCUAAUAAAUUAGACUCCUAUCACAAGUUCCGCACAGACUGCUGGGUGGAGCAUUGCAUCUUCGAGGAUCGGCUCUGUUCCCCCGAAGAGAAUAUCACUUACGCGCCAUUGAAGGUUGAACUUCCUGUUCCAGGCGCCGAGUUUAUCAAGUUACAUUGGACUGGAUUGGACAAUGAACAGGAAACGGCUGUGAAGAGGUUGAUCAAGGCGCUUGGCAUAGCAUCCACCGAAACAUUCGCCAGGCGGGUCAAUACACAUUUGCUCUGUCCCUCGCGUUCUGGGUUGAAAUAUGGCAAGGCCCUUCAAUGGCAAGUGGCCGUAGUUGAUAUGGAGUGGAUUUACGGUAUCGGGAAAGAAGGGAAAAUAUCAGAUGCAGACUUGGCUAGUGCGAGGCAGAAGUUGGAGCAAGCUGGCCCAAAGACAAAUGCAGCCUCGAUGGAUGGUCCAAGCGGUCUCGAGGCAACCGAUCUGCUUUCCAUGAGUAACAGCACGCCUCUAUUUGGACAAUCCAAUGGGCUACUGCCUACUCAACGCCAGUCCACGAGACCAGCAUCCCGGCCAGCACUUGGAUCUUCUGGCUCCGGUUCGACUGAAAAUGAAGUUGGAAAUAGUUCGUUGGUGAAUAAACACCAGGGAAAACCUGCUAUCCCUGUAUUCGACGUCCGCCCUAAGCAAAAUAGUAGGACCGCGCAAAAUAGCCAAAUCGACCGAGAGCGAAAGCGAGAGGCUCAGCGAAAUCAACUGGCCAACAGUCUGGAUGCACUACUGAAGCACCAACGUGAGGAAUCUACUCAUUCUGAUCAACCCCGCAAGAGAGCAAGGCCAAAUAUUAGACACAAGGCCAUAGAUGGGACUCCUGGAAUAGGUAGUAGCCGAAGCCAUUCCCUCAGCGAACAAGUCUCUUCUUUGUCCAUUGCAACCCACGCACACGAUCCCGAUUAUGUCUCUCCGCUUGAAGUUAUGCAACCUGUGAACGAAGAGACCUUACAAGUUCACUACCAGGACCCCAAUCAGUUAGCAGCAAAGGAAAACCUCCGAAGGCUGUUGGAUGGAUCAUCCCAAACCGAACCGGAGGAGACCCAAGACCGCGUCCCCGCCCUGGCUGACGCAAAGAGGAAACGAGGCGGUGCUGCGCCAGCAGUGCUACUAUCAUUUACUAGACACCAUGUCCGUAAUUGCGAUUAUCCUGCAAUCGUACCCUAUAAUGUUGGAGCUGUAUUACUCAAACGUGAAUUGAACCGGGACGAGAAAUGUGUUAGAGGCGUCAUCAUUUCAGGUCUACGACCUGAAGAUGUUGCUUGUUUAGAUGUAUUCGAGGGCGAUGAAUACAAUCGCGUUCGAGUUGAAGCUCACCCAAUUGUUCCGCUUGCUGCCAUAUCCUCAAAUCUUACCCAAACCCUACUCUCCGCAUCUUCUGAUCUUCCUAUCGAACUCCCGCCUGCACUCAAGGUAGAAACCUACGUUUGGGCUGUUGAAACGUCCCGACUGGAGCCAGUGAUUUGGGAGUACGACACUUUCGUCAAGGAGAAAUUGUGGAAAUGGGCUGGCAGUGGGCCGACGAUAAUGAAUAUUACGAAGAGUGGAGGAGAAGGUACUUUGAAGCCAGACUAUACUUUUGGGCACAACAUGCUUCAACAUUUCAUGUUCGAGGAGGGAUACAUCAACCUCAACCAUGGCUCCUAUGGCUCUCUUCCGAAGCCCGUCUUUGAUAAAUGUGUCGAAACCAGUAAGCGUAUAGAAGCCCGACCUGAUUCUUUCCACCGCAGGGAAUAUCUUCCUGAACUCCGAGAUGUUCGUGCCCGACUGGCGAAACUUCUCAAUUGUGAUGUCGAUGAAUGCGUAGUUACCAAUAACGCUACACAUGGAGUUCACACAAUCAUCAAUAACUUUCACUGGAAGAAAGGUGACAUACUCAUCUCCUUUACUAGUACUUAUGGUUCUGUGUUCAACAUUUGCGAGUUUUUUCGGAUACCUCCCAACCCAGAGCACAUAACCGUGGACCUGGCGUUCCCAAUCUCUCACAAGGCCAUUGUUGACAAGUUCCGGCAAAAACUGCAAGAUAUACCUCGCCACGAUGGUCAAAUUAUUGUAGCAGUCAUUGAUGCGCUUGCCAGCAAUCCAGGAGUGCAUCUACCUUGGGAAGAGCUGACAAAAGUCUGCAAAGAGGAAGGAAUAUACAGCCUAAUCGAUGGUGCUCAUGCCAUUGGUCAGAUCCCAUUGGAUAUGUCCAUUUCAGAUCCUGAUUUCUUCGUAUCGAAUUGCCACAAGUGGCUAUACGCAAAAAGAGGAUGCCGUACUCUACGUGGCAAAAAGGUUAAAACCGGAAUAUUAUCCGGAGCUCUUUCCCAACGCCGCAUGCAUAUUCACCACUCAAAUCUAAAAGGAGCCGAUAUGGUUUCUCAAUUUGAAUGGACCGGUACCAUUGACUUUGUGCCAUUCCUUUCAGCCAAACACGCAUUAGAGUUUCGCGAAGCUGUUGGUGGGGAAAAAAAGAUUAACGAUUAUUGUCACUCGCUAGCUAUUAGGGGAGGAGCGCGAUUAGCUGAAAUGUUUAAAACGAGGGUGAUGGAUACUGAUGAAAAUGAGCUAACAGCCAAUAUGGUAAACGUUCAACUUCCCCUUGAAACCCCAGUGGGAGUUUCUCCUCAGGAGCUAAAGAAGAUUUUAUUCUCAAUCACCGAUCGGCUACUGGAAGAUUACAACGCAUUUGCGGCUACUCUACUUAACCCAGGAUCGGAUUUCGACUAUAUUGGCCGUGCCUACUUGGAAAUAUGUAAAGAGGUCCAAUCUAUACUGGACGGGCUUCCAAAGGCUGAUAGCUCAGCAACAAAAGGAUCCAAGGGCAUGGAUGUGAGAGCGAUUUGA